AGUUGACGCCAAGGUGAAGGAUUACUCCGAGUGUGUGAGUUGGCGAUGUGGUGAGAAACCAGCUGUUUACUUCAUAAAUAUAUACAAAUCAAUAUGAGGCAUGCUCAAGUAGAAUAAUUCGUACACAACCAAAACGAAUCAGACGACUGGACAAAAUGGUCGACAAGAAUAUCUUUUCAUUCGCUGACAUGUAUGGAUGGACGGUCAUCUCGUAAACCGGACAUCGGCUGUCCCUGUAUCACGCCACCCCGCUACGACUUGUGAUCAACGUAAACAUUUAGAUGGCCACAAUGGAGGGUCUGCUUUGGAAGUGGACAAAUUACAUGAGUGGCUGGCAGCCAAGGUGGUUUGUUUUGGAUAACGGUGUGCUGUCUUACUACAAGUCUCAAGAGGAUGUUAUCAAUGGGUGUAAGGGCUCCUUACAAAUGUCCGUUUGUGAUAUAUCAGUACACAGUACCGAUCAUACUAGACUAGACCUGAUCAUUCCACAUGAACAGCAUUUCUACAUCAAAGCCUCAUCUCCACACGAACGUCAAAGAUGGCUGGUUGCCAUGGGAACGUGUAAGGCAUCCUUGACCAAUGGCAGGCCAUCAGAGGAGAUGGGUGAGAUAUCACCAGACAUUGUACGGACGAAGAAGUCAGAAUUACGACUAUACUGUGAUCUACUGAUGCAACAGGUCCACUCGGUGAAGAGUGCAAUACAGGAAAGUCAACCCGAGGUCAAGAAGCUGGACGAGGCGACGUCACUCCUUGGUGCUACAUGUGAUACCUUCAUUCAAACAUUGGAUGAUUGCAUGAAAAUUGCAAAUGCCAGCAUUGCUUAUGAAACUUCACCAAAACCAGUACGGGACGUCCAACUUGUGCUACCUCAGAAAACCGUUAAAAAGGGGGAGAGGCUGUCUACUUCUGGGAGACCCUCAUCAGCAGAGUCCAGAUCCGUGAGGACUUCACCACUUCCCAGAGACGGCCUGCCAUCAUUUCCUAAGAGUUCUAAUCGUAGAAGGACGGCUUCAGAAAAUUCUCACUCGGACCAGUCGCUCUCAGACCAUUCAAUGGACGCAAACAGAGACCACACAGAAAGUGACAAUAGAAAUUCCAGUACCAGGCUAUCAGUUACCAUGGAAACCAAUUCCUUUAGUAAAUCAUUGACUUCUGGCAGUGUGUCAAAAACAAAUGUGAAUUCUGGACUGGAUCAUAGUUCAAAACGAACAGAAAAUGGAGUUACCUCCCUUGAGAAAUCCAGUGGAAAGUCAUUAUCUUCUACAAGCAUUAACAGUGAGGAGGAAUUUAAAGAUGCUAUAGAUGCAAAAGUUCCAACAUUUUUCUCCACCAUGGAGCCAAGUUUUAUGGAUAUUAAACUAGAAGAAGAUGGAGGCAUUCCUGUUCAGCCAUUCCUUGGAAGCUGCCGUUCUCUUGUGCCUAUAUUUGACAAGUUUAAUGCUACAACAUUUGCUCCAGUUAAAAUGGAUUUCCAGGGAAACAUACGUAAAAUACAACAAAAAUAUUCUACAAAGCCAAGUGACUUUACAACACUACAGCGUAUGGUGUUGUUUGAGAUGAGGUCCCAACAGCAUCACCUGUCCAGUUCAGCCACCGUAGCACUGCUGUGGAUGAAAAGAGGCCUAGAGUUUAUCAGAGCGAUAUUUCAAGAGAUGCUCGAAGGACAGCCUGAUCUAUGUUUAGCAGUCAAUAAUGCGUACAGUCGGACACUCAAACCAUUCCACGGCUGGGUAGUGCGAGGAGUGUUUGCCGUAGCUGUGAAGGCUUUACCAUAUAAGGAAGUCUUUAUCACACAGCUGAGGGCGACCGGACACCCAGGAGAGGGGUCGAUCUUCCUCCAGUCUCUCAUGGCCGACCUCGACAGUUACUGCACUGCUCUCGACGAAGUCAUCAGGAUCCUCAAGGACUUCUACAAAUCACAUUCUCUCGACAACGACGAACAAAUCUGAUUGGUUUAGUUUUUCAUCAUCAUCAUUACAAAGCUUUGUCACAAAGUAAAGCAGUAAGAUGCUGUUAACACUAACAUAUUUGUAUUAAUAUGAAGGUGUAUUAACCAUUUUGCCCAAUGCUUUCAUUCAUAAGUGAUUGCGGCUAUAUGUAUUUAGCUUUCUUUUGUUAAAGCUAUAAAGAUUUUUAAUACUGUGUAUUAACUAAUAGCUUUCCUCAAUAUUCAAUUUGACAGAAGCAUAAAAAUUUCAAAAUUAAAUUUCCCACCUUCAUCCUCCAACACCUGGUACAACGAACAUGUUUUACACUUUAGGAAAGAAAGAUAAAACAGUGCAAAAAAAUAGAUUAUACCCAAAAAUGAAAGAUAAGGUGAUGAUUUUGAAAUACUUUGAUGAAUUUUCCAAAAAUCUCAAUCGUUAUGUAUGAAGUGGAACAUUAAGGAAAAUAAAGAAAAAGAAUUAUAAAGAAUAAUUUGGAUUACAAUAUCUAUUACAUGUGCAAUAAGUACACCCCUGUUAAAUUUUUGUUCAUCACCCACUGUGAGAUCAUAAUGCAUACAAUUUACAUGAGGUAGUAAUAUUAUGACGUCACAUUGCAAACAUAAGAAAUGACGCUAUGUAGGUGACGUCAGAGGGUUGAGAGGGUUUUUGUUUAAAUAUUAAUAUACAUUCUCGAAAAUAUGAUAAAAAAAUAUCUCAAAUUUGUUUUCAGUAUCAUAUGAGAUUGAUGAAAUUUGUCUCAAACUUGUCUUCUUUUCUAGAAGAGCCUUGCAAAAAACAAAAACAUCCAGGUUUGUUUUAGAAAUGUCAUAUUCAUUUUCCAUCACUUGUACAAAAGAUGAAUUAUGAAGGGGACCAUUGUUUUCUUUGGAAAGGAAGAGUACUAUAUCCAAGAGGUGCCAUUUUGGUAGAACCGUAUGCAGUGAUGUUGCUCAUUGUUGUUUCAGAAUAUUUAUUGUUCAGAUCUUUGAUGCCAAGGAAUUGGGUAACAGGCAAAGCUUGUGAGCCUAUGCUUAUUGUUUUGUGUGCGUCUACUUCACUACUACUAGUCAUUACAGUUGAAUCUUCUUAAAUAAUGUUUUAGAAAAUAAUUUGUGUGAAGUUAUGUUACUGCUUUUCUUUAGUGGAUCAUUUGUGGUUUUCUAUUGGGGUGCAAAUUUUCUUUAAUAGCAUGAUCAGGAAGUUUUCAAGAAUAUUAAAUAAAUGAAAAAUAAGGAAGUUUAUUUACAAAUUAAACUUGAUUUUCUGUAGCUGUUUGUUAAUGCGAACAAACUGGUUUGUCUACUUUUAACGCGAUAUUCCAGGAAGAAAGCCUUAUGGACCUGUAAAUGUUAAUAUAUUAAUUCAUAGUCUUUUUCAUAGUUUCAAGAAAGCAAAAUGAGUUCCAUUAAUUUAUCUCUGCCCAUAUUUCAUAAUCAAACCAUUCUGGUACAACCAGUCCAGGUGUUUGAAAGGCGAUACACGAUUGUGGCCAUGAUUUCCUUUCUUUUUUAGUACUUAUCCAAGACCUUGAACCUCUAUUUUCACACAUAUAUAAAUAUUCUGCUGUUAUCGUAUUAUGUAUAACAUGCAGAAUCACAAAAUAAUGUUUGGAUUAUUUGUAAACUAAAUUCGGGUGUUUUUGAUUCAAAGACUGAUUUUCUCAUACAGUUAGACCUUUCACGUCAUGAACAUGUGUAUGGGGAGUCAGGUAUUUUGUGUCAGACAUACAUUUCAUACACUUUUUGAAAUCCAGAAUGUAACACCCCUCCCCGGUAUACAUAUACCUAUCUGUGGUAGGUCUGAAUUUAUCAUGACUUUUCCAACUUACAAUUUUAUACAAUGGCCUGAUAUUACUUGAAUGCUGUGAUAAUAGAAGCCUAUUUUACUUACAGUUGCUGGAAUUGACUUGCCCCAACUCUCCCCUCCCCUUAAAAAUAAGAUAAACUUGGACUUCAGUAAAAUGUACUGUGCUUUGAUAUUCCCCUCCCCCAGAUUUUUUUAAAAUAAAAGUUUCUGAUUUGGGUGUGUCUAUGUGUCCAUCAGUCCCACUUAAAGUUUGGUCCAAUUUCAAAUUUCAUAGCUGCAAAAUUAUCCUGAAAACCGGAUGUAAAUUCUAUAAAUUGAUCAGAACAAGUAUAAAUGUUAAGCAAAGAUUAAUAGUCAUAUGUUAGAAUCCUGCUGGACAUGUGUAGCUGUGCCCUUGUACUUAGCUCAGUGCUCCUCACUGGCCUCUAGCAGGAAUUGUUUCAUUCAGAAAGGUAGCUAUUCAAUCCGUACAAAAUAUGGCCUGUAAACUACAGCCAUUGAAAAUGAGCUUAGAAAUGUGCUGCUUUUACACCAUAAAAAAAUUGCUUUUCUUGCUCAAAUGUUCAACACUUACAUAUUCUUUCUUUCUCCAUUUCCUGGUUGAUAUUGAGGAGGAGGGGGGGAUGUCAGUUGGUUCUAGCACAUUAAAUGUGACUUAUCUCGGUCGUUUGUCCUCAUUCCAAUUGUUAGAUAUAUUCUUGGUUACAUCAUAUACAGCUCAAGUGAUAUCCAAUUUAACUGUUGUUUACUUAAUUUUUGUGGGCGCUUAUUUUACUAGGUGUACUAUUAUCCUGAUAAAUUAUGUACUCUAAGUCACAUAAUUUACCAUUGAGGUUUAGGAUUUGCAGCAACGUGUCUGUCUUUUAUUUUGAUGUACAUGUAUAUAUAUGUUUGAAUAAAUAUUUGAAGGACCUUUUUGUGUUUUUAAAGAUGCGGGUCUUAUUAUUUAAGUAAUAUCCCAACAAGAUUUUUUGU
Molecule: messenger RNA, 4709 nt
Organism: Mizuhopecten yessoensis (Yesso scallop)
Lineage: Eukaryota; Metazoa; Mollusca; Bivalvia; Pectinida; Pectinidae
Product: pleckstrin homology domain-containing family A member 8-like
Exons: 12
Coding region: 282-1949 (555 amino acids)
Biological process (GO): intermembrane lipid transfer; ceramide transport
Cellular component (GO): membrane; cytosol; cytoplasm
Molecular function (GO): ceramide 1-phosphate transfer activity; ceramide 1-phosphate binding
Source: RefSeq, a predicted model, not a curated record